This is a messenger RNA of Electrophorus electricus (electric eel), 1230 nucleotides long. RefSeq names its product coiled-coil domain containing 137 (gene ccdc137). Gene Ontology annotation, cellular component: nucleus. The record is from RefSeq and is a predicted model, not a curated record. NCBI's taxonomy places the organism in Eukaryota, Metazoa, Chordata, Actinopteri, Gymnotiformes, Gymnotidae.
GCGGCAUCAUGUUUGGCCACAUGGGUUUGCGAAGGAAGUGAAAAUUAAAGGCAAGCAUGGGCAAAAAGACUCAAAAUAAAGCCUUCGAAUCUUCUGAUGCACAGAAGAAGGAAAUAAUUAAAAGUAAAAAGAAGCUAAAGAAACAUGCGAGACCUGGAGCAGAAGAACAUCUGGAACAUAUACCUUUCCGUCUGCGUGAAAUUAUGAAAAGCAAAGAGAAAAUGAAAAUGGGAUCCAGAAAACUGAAGAGAAUGAUGAGAGCUGCAAAGUCCACGCAGGAGGAACCAGCCCAUGACCUGGACGAUAUUCCAGUUCCGCACUUUCGUAGAGGAAAGAAGGAGACUGUGCCAGCUUAUCUGCACCGCAUGGAGCGAGAAACACAACAUGUUCUUUUCCUCACCAAGAACCAGAGAGAGCGACAGCCCGAGCUACAGCUGCAGGAGAACGAAACAAAGUCAAAGCACAAGUCUGAAAAAAAGAAAAAGUUUGACCAAGGGAGAUUGCAGCGGCUUCAGAAGAAAAAGCUUGAGAAACGGGAAGAGAGAGCAGAGAAGGAGAUGUUUGUAGAUGAAAUACAAUUUGGAGAGGUUGCCAUGGCACCUCCAUCACUCACUACCAAACCAAAGAAGGCCGCAGAGAAAUUGCAGGGGGCAUCCACAGGUCUACUUCUGAGUUCUAUGCUUGGUCACAGUGUGGUUUCAACAUCCAAGCCCUCUAUGGCGAGGCAGAGGAUGAUGGAAGAAGAGCGUGAGAGGGUGGUGCAGGCCUACCGCCACCUGAAGAUGCAGAAACAGGAGCAACAGGAGAGGCAGAAGACGGGCUUAAACAGACUACGGCAUCCCCAGUGAGCUCCUCAGGAACACUUCAAAAUACUCUGCUGCCUGCAAGAUACGGCAGAGGAGAGAAGAUCAUUAUCUCUUCAUAAUGUUCAUAAUGUUUAAGAUGAUGGGAGGUCAGUGAUCUGUGAAGAUAAAGUAACCCACAUGCCUGUAGGUUCUGGAUUUAAGAUGAUGCGAAGUCAGUGAUGUGUGAAGAUAAGCAGCCCACAGGCCUGGAGGCCAGCUGUAUGAGCAGAGAAGACUACAUGACAUACAGGCUUAAAUUUUUUUAUGGAGAAGAAAAUGUGUAAAAAUAACAGUAGUAAAAAAUAAUCCACUCAACUACACAAGUGGAGGUAAAUAAACUUUACACUGAAAUAAACUCAGAAAGGCUCAGACCUAAUAAAAAUUA